AUGGGACUCAAGGUUGAGUUUCCUCGGGGCAUCGUAAACUGCUCCUCCUUAACCGGUUCAGAUCUUUCAAACAACAAUCUUUUCGGAACCAUACCUUCAAAUAUCUCUAGCCUAAUCCCUUUCGUUACAUCAUUGGAUCUUUUGGGCAACAGUUUCAGUGGUGAAAUUCCAAAGGAUAUUGCAAAUAGUAGUUAUCUCCUUUUGCUUAAACUCGAUAACAAUCUGCUCAUUGGAAAAAUCCCACCUGAGCUUGGCCUACUGGAGUGUAUCAAGUCUUUUAGUGUCGCUAACACUGAGAGCUAUACAAAUAAUAAAGGACUUUGUGGGGGUCCUUUGAAGUGCUACAAGGCUCUUGAUGCUUACUAUCAUGCUUUCUACUUAAAUGGCUUCGUGGUUGGUUGUUUGGUUUCUACUGUUGUAGCUUUUGCUCUGAAUAUGUUUUAUUUGCCCAUUGAUCCAUUAUUAAAGAAGAUUGUCAGUAACAAGAAGAAGAAAAGAAACCAAAAGGUGGUUCAACGAAGACAAUGGCGCCCAACUGCAAUGAAUAGAGUUAAGGAUGCCAAGAUUUCUAAAUUGGAGAAGUUGGUUACUAGAAUAAGCUUCACAAAACUCGUGAAUGCCACUGACAAUUUUAGAGAAGACAACAUGAUCGGGUUGGGAAAGAUGGGGAUAAUGUACAAGCUAGUUUUCCCAAAUGGUUCGUUCCUUGCCAUCAAGAGGUUCUUUGAAUCACAAUUCUCCGAAGGACACUUUAUGUCCGAGGCAAAGUUCAUGAACUCGAAUGAUGCUGCUUUGGGUGGGAGUCCUAUCACGAAUGAGGAAUUGUUGGAGUUGGGUUUUGAUAAGAAGGAUGUAUAUAGCUUUGGAAUUGUGCUUCUUGAGCUGCUUACAAGGAAGGAACAUCCAUUGCUGAAACUUCUGCAAAUUCUGACAGCAAUUUGGUUGAAUGGAUCAUCAAUCUUGUAA
Messenger RNA from Camellia sinensis, 966 nucleotides. Lineage: Eukaryota; Viridiplantae; Streptophyta; Magnoliopsida; Ericales; Theaceae. The record is from RefSeq and is a predicted model, not a curated record.